This is a messenger RNA of Gambusia affinis (western mosquitofish), 1204 nucleotides long. It is a transcript of the gene psmb10, whose product is annotated as proteasome 20S subunit beta 10. Gene Ontology annotation, cellular component: proteasome core complex. The transcript is spliced from 9 exons. Lineage: Eukaryota; Metazoa; Chordata; Actinopteri; Cyprinodontiformes; Poeciliidae. The record is from RefSeq and is a predicted model, not a curated record. The coding region runs from base 106 to 1137 and encodes 343 amino acids.
UUUCUGCCAUCUAAUCAUUUACAAAUCGAUCAUUUAGUUAGUUAGCUGACCUGUCUGUACGCAAGCUACAAACAUGAAGCCAGUCACAAACUUUGCGCUACACAAAUGGAUACUGUGGAGACGUUUUCCUCUCAGAGCCAGCCGAAUUGUAAGGCUGCAAUAACCAAAUUGGUGCUCUGGAGGCUUGGCUUUCCUAAACAAGUGAAAGUAAAAGUAAAAACUGCUAAAAAGCACCUAGUCAGUCGGGCCUGCAGUGAGCCACAGCUUUGCUUUAAGUCUUCAUCUCGCAACCUACUGAACAUGCUUCACAGUUUGAACCCCCAUCAGCAGCAGAAUGGAGGUUUCUCCUUCGAGAACAGCCGCAGGAAUGCGGUUUUGGAGUCCAGUUUGUUAGAGGGGGCAUACAAAGCUCCUAAUCCCAGAAAGACAGGGACCACCAUCGCUGGGAUGGUUUAUAAGGAUGGAGUGGUUCUGGGAGCAGAUACCAGAGCUACUGAUGACAUGGUGGUGGCUGACAAAAACUGCAUGAAGAUUCACUACAUCGCUCCGAAGAUCUACUGCUGCGGAGCUGGUGUGGCUGCAGAUGCAGAGAUGGCCACACAGAUGAUGGCAUCUAACGUGGAGCUGCACAUGCUCAACACUGGCCGACCUCCACUUGUUGCCAUGGUGACCAGACAACUGAAACAAAUGCUGUUCAGGUACCAGGGACACAUGGGUUCAUCAGUGAUUGUUGGAGGAGUUGAUGUGACGGGAGCUCACCUAUACAGUGUUUAUCCACAUGGCUCCUAUGAUAAACUGCCUUUCCUCACCAUGGGCUCUGGAGCCGCUGCUGCUGUUUCAGUGUUUGAGGACAGAUUCAAACCCAACUUGGAGCUGGAGGAAGCCAAGCAGCUUGUGAGGGAUGCCAUUGCCGCAGGAAUCUUCUGUGACCUGGGCUCAGGCAGCAAUGUGGAUCUGUGUGUCAUAACUGAAGCUGGAGUGCAAUUUUUGAGAGGUUAUGACAAGCCCACAGCAAAGGGUCAAAGAGAGGGACAGUACCGCUAUAAGCCUGGCACCACAGCUGUCCUGACCAAAACUGAGACUCCACUUUCUUUGGAUGUUGUUGAUGAAUCUGUUCAGUUGAUGGAUACUGAAUGAUAUGUUUGAAACAUGUACUCUGGAGUAUAUUUGGUGUCAAUCAAAUAAACUGAAUUAGUAUACUGAC